Messenger RNA from Nestor notabilis (Kea), 795 nucleotides. RefSeq names its product nucleoprotein TPR-like. The annotation marks the transcript as partial. Gene Ontology annotation, cellular component: nuclear pore. Gene Ontology annotation, molecular function: structural constituent of nuclear pore. NCBI's taxonomy places the organism in Eukaryota, Metazoa, Chordata, Aves, Psittaciformes, Psittacidae. The record is from RefSeq and is a predicted model, not a curated record. The transcript is spliced from 8 exons. Gene Ontology annotation, biological process: mRNA export from nucleus.
AUGAGCGCUUCAAAGUGGACAGUGGUGAGUCCGAGGAGGGGGAAGCUGGGAGAACGGGCAGGCCCCGACCUGCUCCAACAACAGUACUUUGAAGUAGAAAAGCGCCUGGCUCAGAGUCAGGAGAGGCUUGUAAAUGGGACACAGGAAUGUCAAACUCUGCGUGAGGAGCUUAAAAAACUUCAUGAACAGUUGAAAUUAUUGAACGAGAAAAAUAAAGAGCUUGAAGCUGCUCAGGAUCGUAAUGCAGCCAUUCAGAGCCAUUUAAAUAGAGAAAAAGAAGAACUGGAAGCUGAAAAGAGAGAUUUGGUUCGAACAAGUGAAAGACGAUCUCAAGAAGUUGAACAUUUAAAUGAGGAUGUUAAACGCUUAAAUGAAAAGCUUACAGAAGCAAACACAGAAAAGGUGAAACUUCAGUUGAAGUUGGAUGAACUUCAAACAUCAGAUGUUUCCAUGAAGUACCGUGAGAAAAGGUUGGAGCAAGAAAAAGAACAUCUACAGAAUCAGAAUGCGUGGCUGAAUACUCAAUUGCAAGCCAAAACAGAGGAACUUCUACAUACUGCCAGGGAGAAAGGCAAUGAAAUCUUGGAGCUUAAAUGUAAUCUGGAGAACAAGAAGGAGGAGGUUUCCAGAAUGGAGGAACAGGUAAACAGCUUAAAACAGUCACAGGAAAAUCUUCAGAAGCAAGUGGAAGACCUUUUGAAUAAACUGAAGGAGGCGAAAGAACAGCAAACUGGUAUGGAGGAAAGAUUCCAUAGUGAACUGAAUGCCCACAUAAAAUUAUCAAAUUUGUAUAAG